This is a messenger RNA of Benincasa hispida (wax gourd), 2905 nucleotides long. It is a transcript of the gene ELP2, whose product is annotated as elongator protein 2. Gene Ontology annotation, cellular component: elongator holoenzyme complex. The record is from RefSeq and is a predicted model, not a curated record. NCBI's taxonomy places the organism in Eukaryota, Viridiplantae, Streptophyta, Magnoliopsida, Cucurbitales, Cucurbitaceae. Gene Ontology annotation, biological process: tRNA wobble uridine modification. Gene Ontology annotation, molecular function: protein binding.
GGCCCAUAAGUAAACCCGUCCAUCUAACUGUUCGGCCAACCUUCGUCCCGCCGCAGUCCCUGGUUGUCGCCUGAGAGCCCCGAACAAGGAAAGCUUUCAAACGCCCUGCUAUUCGGCCGCCAUCUCCUCUUCCCCUUCCUAACCGGUGCUUUCUACCGGCAAACAUGACUUCCGGCGGCGGCGGCGAAGUUGAAGUCAAGGAAGUGUUUAUAGGGGCAGGCUGUAACAGAAUAGUGAACAACGUUUCUUGGGGAGCCUGUGAUUUAGUGGCUUUUGGCGCUCAAAACGCCGUUGCCAUCUUCUCUCCUAAGUCUGCACAAAUUCUGACGACUCUUCCCGGUCACAACGCUUCUGUGAACUGCACUUAUUGGCUUCCAAGUAAUAAAUUUUCGUUUAGAGCCAAGCAUUUGAAGUGUCAUUAUCUGCUAUCUGGUGACUCUGAUGGUGCUAUUCACUUAUGGGAGUUGUCUCUUGUGGACCAGAAGUGGAGAAAUGUUUUACAACUACCAAAAUCACACAAGAAAGGCAUCACAUGUAUUACUGCACAUAUAAUUUCUGAAACGGUGGCAAUUGUUGCGUCUGCUUCUUCAGAUGGUUCAAUUUGUGUUUGGGAGGUUGUUUUCCCGUCUACCAAUGAAGGUAAUUGUACAUUGUUGUUGCUGGACUCGCUCAUGGUUGGUUCAAAAUCUAUGGUGGCACUUUCAUUAGCAGAAUUGCCUGGAAAUGUCAGUUAUAUGGUCCUGGCUAUGGGAGGCUUGGAUAAUAAGAUUCAUCUGUAUUGUGGGAAGAGAACUGGAGAGUUUGUUAAGGCAUGUGAGCUCAAAGGACAUACAGAUUGGAUUAGAAGUCUGGACUUCUCUUUGCCUAUGGGGAAAAAUGGAGAAGCAAACAGCAUUAUGCUUGUAAGCUCAUCUCAGGACAGAGGCAUACGCAUAUGGAAGAUGGCUCUUCAUGGUUCUUCACCUGACAUAAAUGGAGGAUGCAAAAAAGAAGAAAUAAGUUUAACAUCUUAUAUACAAGGUCCUAUAUUUACUGCUGGACCAUCAACUUACCAGGUAUCAUUAGAAUCUCUUUUGAUUGGACAUGAGGAUUGGGUAUAUUCGGUCCAAUGGCAGCCGCCUUCAGCUACAGAAAUAGAAGGGGUUCCAUGCUAUCAAUCUGAAAGCAUCCUUUCUGCAUCUAUGGACAAGACAAUGAUGAUUUGGAAGCCCGAGAAGACUUCAGGCAUCUGGAUGAAUGUGGUUACUGUUGGAGAGUUAAGUCAUUGUGCUUUAGGGUUUUAUGGUGGGCAUUGGAGCCCUAAUGGAGAUUCAAUUUUAGCACAUGGUUACGGUGGGUCUUUUCAUCUCUGGAGAAAUGUUGGUAUCAGUUCAGAUAACUGGAAACCUCAAAAGGUUCCCUCAGGACAUUUUGCUGCUGUCAUGGAUAUUUCAUGGGCCAGAUCUGGUGAUUAUAUUAUUUCAGUCAGCCAUGACCAGACAACUCGGAUUUUUGCUCCCUGGAAAAAUGUCAAUUCUCUUGAAGGAGGUUCUUGGCAUGAAAUUGCUCGACCUCAAGUUCAUGGUCAUGAUAUUAAUUGUGUCACCAUAAUACAAGGGAAGGGGAACCAUCGCUUUGUCAGUGGAGCUGAAGAGAAAGUUGCUAGAGUCUUUGAAGCUCCAUUAUCUUUUUUGAAGACAUUGAGUCAUGCCACACUGCAGAAUUUCGUGGCCACUGAAGAUCACCUUGUGGAUGUUCAGAUUUUGGGUGCUAAUAUGUCGGCUCUUGGCCUUUCACAGAAACCUAUUUAUGUUCACUCUGCUGAUAAGACACCAGAUAGGAGUGGAAAUGAAGGUAUUGACACCCUUGAAACCAUUCCCGAUGCAGUUCCUGUCGUUCUUACCGAACCUCCCAUUGAAGAUCAAUUGGCAUGGCAUACACUUUGGCCAGAGUCGCACAAACUUUAUGGUCAUGGGAAUGAGCUAUUUUCUAUAUGUUGUGAUCACAAGGGGAAGCUUGUUGCUUCAUCCUGUAAGGCACAAACGGCAUCAGUGGCAGAAAUAUGGCUUUGGGAGGUUGGUUCGUGGAAGGCAGUCAGUCGUUUGCAAUCUCACAGCUUGACAAUAACACAAAUGGAGUUUUCCCACGAUGACAGUAUGCUAUUGGCAGUCUCAAGGGAUCGCCAGUUUUCUGUUUUCAAAAUCCAGAGAACAGGCUCUGAUGAAAUCCACCAUGAGCUUAUAUCAAGGCAGGAGGCACACAGAAGAAUCAUAUGGUCAUGUUCUUGGAACCCACACGGUCAUGAGUUUGCAACAGGCUCUAGGGAUAAGACUGUGAAGAUAUGGGCUGUGACAGCUGAAUCUUCAGUUAAGCAGCUAACAACUCUCUCACAGUUCAAAUCUAGUGUCACCGCUUUAUCAUGGGUCGGUCUUGAUCCCAAAAGCAAUGGAUUCCUUGCAGUUGGAAUGGAAAAUGGCCUCCUUGAGUUGUGGAAUUUGUCUAUCAAUAGAACAGAUAAUGUUUGCUCAAAUGUAGUUGCUUCGGUCGUUAAACGUCUCGAUCCAUUUGUGUGCCAUGUUUCCUCGGUCAACCGCCUCGCAUGGAAGGAACCGGAGAAGAGUGGUGAAGAGUGCAGGAAGUUGCAACUUGCAUCCUGUGGCGCUGACCACUGUGUUAGAGUGUUUGAGAUAAAUGUUCCAGUAUGAAAAGGGAUAUAUCUUUGUAUUAUAGGUUGGAAUAUUGCUUGUUUUGUACAUUAUGAUCGGUUUUCAAUUUUGCCCCGACAGAAAGUAAGUAACACUCACUUAACUUUUAUCGUAUACAUUUUUUCCCAUCCUGUUUGGGCUGCUGAUCUGUAUAUUUAUUUCCAUUUCCAGUUCUAACCUUUUCUAAGGAAACAAUGGAUUAUAUUAUAUUUGGGAGUAAA